AUGGAUAAACCGCCGGACUGGAAGGCCGAGGUGGCUGCAAAACGACGACAGCGUGAACGUGAGACCGAUGUGGAACGAAGAUGGCAGGAAGUGAUCGAUAAAGGCGGCGCAGGUGCACCGGAAUGGCUCCGUGAAGCUGCUAUGCGUAAAAAGUCCAUGCAAAAGCAAGAUGACGGAUUGGUCCCAUGGAUGAGAGAGGUGAAGAAAACGAAUAAGGACUUAGCUAAAAAAAUUGCGGAAGUAUACCAAGCUGAACAGGAAGCAGCGGCAAAACAGACGGCCAAUACAGCUACCGUGCAACAACAGUAA
Messenger RNA from Dicrocoelium dendriticum, 309 nucleotides. The record is from the annotation of a GenBank genome assembly. Lineage: Eukaryota; Metazoa; Platyhelminthes; Trematoda; Plagiorchiida; Dicrocoeliidae.